Molecule: messenger RNA, 911 nt
Organism: Aplysia californica (California sea hare)
Lineage: Eukaryota; Metazoa; Mollusca; Gastropoda; Aplysiida; Aplysiidae
Product: rho-related GTP-binding protein RhoA-A
Exons: 5
Coding region: 188-769 (193 amino acids)
Biological process (GO): small GTPase-mediated signal transduction
Molecular function (GO): GTPase activity; GTP binding
Source: RefSeq, a predicted model, not a curated record
GCAUGCUUGAUCGAGCCGCUAGAAACUCGAAAUUCUGAACUGUGGAACGUAGGCAAGCGACAGCCGGUGACAAUCACAGCGGGACAGGAGUAGAAGUUUCGUGAAGAUCAGGAGAGGCAGGUAAGACUGCAGUCCAAACUAACAGUGUAACAGAUCAGCGGUCGGUCAGUCCAAUAGUUUCCGCGAGAUGGCAGGUCUGAGAAAGAAACUGGUCAUCGUUGGGGACGGCGCGUGUGGAAAGACAUGUCUCCUCAUCGUGUUCAGCAAAGACCAGUUCCCGGAGGUCUACGUGCCCACAGUGUUUGAGAACUAUGUGGCGGAUAUUGUUGUGGACAGCAAACAGGUUGAGCUAGCCCUGUGGGAUACCGCCGGUCAGGAGGAUUAUGAUAGGUUGAGGCCCCUUUCUUAUCCAGACACAGACGUCAUACUCAUGUGCUUCAGUAUUGACAACCCGGACAGCUUGGAGAAUAUAACGGAGAAGUGGACACCGGAGGUAAAACACUUUUGCCCAAGUGUACCAAUCAUUCUAGUGGGGAACAAGAAAGAUCUGCGGAAUGAUCAAACCACUAUUGAAGAACUCGCAAAGCUCAAACAAAGUCCUGUCAAAACUGAAGAGGGGAGGUCGGUUUCGGAGAGAAUUGGAGCUGCAGCUUAUGUCGAGUGCUCCGCGAGAACAAAGGAAGGAAUCAGGGAAGUGUUCGAAGUCGCUACCAGGAAUGCGCUGAAAACCAAAAAGAAGAUCCGCAAGAGGAAGUGUAGACUUUUGUAAACUGCAUUUUUGUGUGUAUGUUAAUGUAUCUUGUAUCGUCCCUGAGUGAACAAAUUUUUGCCUUAAAGCUGUACUAAUCACCAUGAUGGCAGUUCCCCCCACCCACCCCCCCUCCCCCAAUCCCACCAGGCUUUGAGCUUAG